Xenopus laevis (African clawed frog) is the source of this 11703-nucleotide messenger RNA. RefSeq names its product zinc finger and BTB domain-containing protein 8B-like. NCBI's taxonomy places the organism in Eukaryota, Metazoa, Chordata, Amphibia, Anura, Pipidae. The coding region runs from base 393 to 1628 and encodes 411 amino acids. The record is from RefSeq and is a predicted model, not a curated record. The transcript has 10 exons.
UCUUUAUUCUUUAAGAUUUAACCUGUUUCAUUGACUUCCAGAUAUUGAACCUUUUCAGCAGUACACUGUCUGGGUUUAUCCUGUUUAUGAAAAUCAAGUUGGGUCCCCAGUACAGGUUAAUGCUUAUUCCAGACAAGGAGUUCCAGAAAUUGCCCCCAAACUUACACUAAUAAGUGUCACAAAGUCAUCAGCCCAGCUGUCCUGGGAACCAGUCCCCUUGGAGAGACGCCAUGGAUUUAUAACAAACUACACCGUCUUCUGGACUGACAGUGAUAGAAGAACACUUUAGUGAAGAAUAAGUUUUGGCAAGUUGUACCAGAUCCUGCAAACAGCAGCAUGGGGAAAUGGAGGCCAGUAUGUCAUGAGCUAGGAGAUAUUUUUGUGUUGGAGCCAUGGAGAUGUCAUCAUAUUAUACCAAACUACUUGGGGAAUUAAAUGAACAGAGGAAGAGGGAUUUCUUCUGUGACUGCAGCAUAAUUGUAGAGGGCCGAAUUUUCAAAGCCCACAGGAAUGUUUUGUUUGCGAACAGUGGUUAUUUUCGAGCCAUGCUAGUUCACUAUAUUCAGGACAGCGGGAGACACAGCACAGCCUCUCUGGAUAUUGUCACAUCAGAGGCAUUCUCUACCAUCCUGGACUUUCUUUAUUCAGGCAAGCUGAACGUGUGUGGAGAAAAUGUAAUUGAAGUUAUGAGUGCGGCUAGUUAUCUGCAGAUGACAGAUGUGGUCAACUUCUGUAAAGCCUAUAUCCACUCUUCAUUAGACAUAUGCCGGAAGAUUGAGAAGGAAAGUUCCUUUGGACAGGCAGACAGUGGCAGCGAUGGCAUAAAUAGUGGAAGAGAAGCAGAGCUGGGGGCCUCACCUGAGAAAGAAAAUGACAGUGACUGCCAGAAAGAUCCACCCGGUGGCGACUGCAGUAGUUGCAACUCUAUAGAGCUGAUGGUAAAACAUCACCCAACCGACGGCUCCAAUGAAAGUAAAAGUUCCAACAAAGCAGUAGAACCAAAAGAGGAAUUUGACUCUGAUGUUGUGGAGGUGUCAGAGGGUGUACAAACCUACCAUAUUCCUACAGGACUGGAACAGGGAGAGGAAGGUCUGCAUUCAGCAUCUGGGGUUGAUAUAGCAUGCAAUAACUAUCACAUGAAGCAAUUUCUUGAGGCUCUUUUGAGAAAUAGUUCUUCCCAGAGGAAGGAUGAUGCAGUGCAUCAUUUUCCACGGGACUUUGAAUCUCGUCAAGAAGAUACUGGUGUCCCAAUGAGCUCUAUGAUGGAUAUUCAAGGUGACUGGUUUGGGGAAGACACAGGGGAUGUCCUAGUUGUUCCUAUCAAGCUGCACAAGUGUCCAUUCUGUCCAUACACAGCCAAGCAGAAAGGGAUCCUGAAACGCCACAUCCGUUCUCACACUGGUGAGCGGCCUUAUCCCUGUGACGUUUGUCGGAAAAGAUUUACCCGACAGGAGCACCUGAGAAGCCAUGCACUGACUUGCAACGUGAACCAAAGACUGACCAUACUCCCAAAGCGAACAACCAACCAGCAAAGAAGUCAGCUCCUCCCCCUCCAGUGCCAAACAAGGUCAAACAUAAUGCUGCUAGUCCUUCCAACAAACCCAGCACUGAAACAAGAGAAGAGUUGAAGCAAAAUUCCAAGGGGUCAAAUACUUUAGAUGGACUCAGGGUGUCCUCCAUGAAGCUGGCACAUCCUACUGUAGACAGACCAAAAAUGAUGGGCAAAAGACUUCCUAAGGGAAAGGUGACAUCUUCUGAAAAGCCUAUAGCAGAAUCAGAUGAUAAAAAGGAUGAAGAGAAGGUGAAUUCUCACAGCAAAGUAUCCUCAUCUGCAAAUGUAUAUUUAGACAUCAGGUCCUAUUGACACCUUACUUUCCUUAUUGAGGAAGGGGCAGAUUUAAUUGCUAGAUUUUUAAAUUAAAAUAAAUAAUAUUUUAAAUCAUAAAGAAGGGGUACAAUAAGGAUAUGACAAGUUACUACAUGCUGAUAGAAAACUAGAUACUGUUUAUGGGCAAAUUAAUUAGAAUUCAAGAUUUUGAUUUCAUCAAAUUUAAGAAAAUUCUGGCAAGCCAUAGGUAAUCAAUUUAAGAUGGCCAACCACAUUGUAUACUAUAUUACACCAAAGAAAGCAUCCCAAUAAAAGUUUAAUCAAAAGGACAACCAAUUGGGAAUAUAGAAACCCUUUAGUAAGCCAAAUUGUUAGUAAAAUGUAUAAACUAUAAAAUAAAAAAAUGGAAUAUUCGAAUUCUUGAUGAAUCAGAAAGGAUUGACCGGAAUAGAGAUUCAUUUAAAUUAGUUGGCCAUCUUAAAUAUAGCGAAAUAUAUUGACAACAAUGACAUUGCCAAAUAUCAUCACUGGUCUUCUCUUUGGCUCCUGGUCAGAGUACAUGUGCAGUAAAAUGAAAAGCUGGCUUUUUGCUUCUAAAUUCAGCUUUAACUUCAGCGCUACUGCUCAUGCACAUACCAAAAUGAUAAGGAAUCACCGGCCUGGGGUAUCAGGUAUCGAUUUGGUACCACUAAGAUACCUUUACUUCUCCUUUCAUACGGAAGACAUAUACUUAGCAGCAUUUGCACUAAAUGUCACAAUGUCCUUUAACAUAUUGAUGAGGACGAGUUUAGGAGUGCAAGGAUUAUUUGUUCUUUGUUCUCUGUAUACACUUUUUCAUAAAUCCUGGCCUCAAGAACCCACUGCCCUGCUGUCCCUAAAUACAUCUUCCACUUAUGCCAUCAGUUUUUUUGUUAUAGUAGAUUUCUGUAGCCUUUUAAAUUUUAUUCAGAGUAUAGCAAUUUAAAUUAGCAAACAGCAUUAAAAAAAACAAGUAAUAGGGGGCGUGGCCAAGCUGACUACCUGAAUGGCAGCAUGAUCUGCGAGCUCCGUCCACCCGCUCCAUAAGCAACCAGAACAUAAGCACAAUAAACGGAUUUACAGCUCCGAUACCGAGAGGAUACUGAUCAGUAAUUGUCAGAUGGCUCCUAAACUGAGAGCUACCCAUAAACCAGGCGAAGUGGCCGAUUUCUUUAAACGUAAGGACCAGGCCUCAAGCAGCCAAGAUGGCGACGAGGCAGCUGCGUCUGAACCCUCGUUGGAUGCGACUGACCAGGUUAGCAAACAAGACCUGAAGGACUUAUACGAUAACUUAGCAAAGCUCAUAACAGUCUCGCAACAAAGAACGGUAAAGGAAAUUACCGCAGAAGUGACGGCCCUCGGGGAGCGAGUUACUGCCCACGAAGAAGCCAUUGAAGGGCUCCGUGCUUACUGCGCUCAAACUGAGGCGGAUAUCUCAGAUAUAAAGAGACAUUUGUUUGCUUUGCAAGACCAGCAGGAAGACCUUGAGAAUCGUUCAAGGCGCAACAACCUGCGCAUUAAAAACCUGCCUGAAAGCUAUACGGACCUGUAACCAACCGUCAUGAAACUCUUUCAGAACAUUUUACCGGACAUUGAGCCUGCUCAGCUCGAGAUUGACCGGAUCCAUCGCACAUUACGAGGCAAACCCAGGGAUGGUGAUCCACCCAGAGAUGUCGUAUUGAGACUGCAUUUUUUCAAAACGAAAGAAUUGCUACUGCGUGGCACUUAUAAUAAGGAAACCAAGCUCGAUGACGACACAGUCGUCCAACUCUAUGCUGACAUAUCUCCAACCACACUCAAACGACGGAGAGAGCUUGAACCCUUAACGGAACUAUUAAACCAACACCAAGUGAGAUACCGCUGGGGUUUUCCGUUCAAACUGCUGGUCAAUCACAACGGGAGAACCAUCGCAAUUUCCAACUUGCGAGAACAGAAUAGAUUAUUGACAGCUCUUGGAAUCCCGCCGGCAGAGGAUAAUGAAUCGACCAGCUCCAAAUGGAUAUCCCCGCCGACCUCGACAUGGGCAUCCACCAAGCCACAUCGCGCCUCUAGGCCUCCGGAUGAACCACCUACCCAAGCAGCACAAAGGCCAAAACAGAGCUGAAGCCUUUAUUUCCUCUUCCCUUCGGCCAACUGUUAAUCCGUGACUGACUCUACAGCUGGUGUUCGGGCGCAUACCCUCCUAUGCACGAUACCUACCUGGAAGGUUAUAGUGGGAAGGUGCCCGCUCCGAUUAGGGAAACAGAAAAUGUUCCCUUACUUGUUACACUGUUUGGCUUGUGGGCGCAGCCAUUCACAAGCACAUAUUUUGUUUGUUUAUGUUUAAUGCAUUGCGCAGUUAUCAUGUUGUCACCGUGUCACGAAUUGUUUGAAGCGCUUCCUGGUUCCCCUCUAACACAGCCUACCCAAAUUGAUAACCUCCAUGGAUCUGACACUAAUAUCCCAUAAUGUUAAGGGUCUCAAUAACCCCCGUAAAAGACGACUAGCAGCGGAUUAUUACAAAAAAUUGGGCGGUGAUGUAAUAUAUAUGCAGGAGACCCAUUUUAUCAAGGGAAAGAACCCAAACACUGGGCAGGAGGCUUCACCAAAAGCUACUAUGCUUCAGAUCAAGUUUAAAAAAGAGGGGUGGCGAUCCUCAUUAAAAAGAAUACUCCCUUCGUUGAGAAGAAAGUGAUUCGAGAUCCCAGGGGGUGCUUCUUGAUAGUUGAAUGUGUUUUGAAUAAUAGAGAAACGACUCUAGUGUCGGUUUACGCUCCUAGUGUCAAACAAAAACUGUUCUAUGAUGAUCUAGAGAUGAGAUUAGCUACAAACGCAUAAGACUAUAUCUUAAUUGGGGGAGACUUCAAUACUACGCCGCAGGCUGGCCUUGAUAGAUCGGGCAACCAUAACCUCUCCCAAGCGUUCCCACCCACUAGAACACUUACCACCUUUAUGGCCAAUUUGUCACUGUGGGAUGUAUGGUGAAUCCAACAUCCAGACAACAGGUCCUAUACCUUCUAUUCUAAUGCCCACAAAACCUACUCUCGCAUAGAUUUCUGGCUAACUAACCCUAAGACUCUACCCUUUAUAAAACAUACAGAUAUAACAUAAAUCUCUUGGUCUGAUCACGCAGCAAUUCUUCAUACAUUAACGGAUUGGGGCACCAUCAACACAAACAAGAAAUGGCGGCUUAAUGAAUCGCUACUAGCUGCAGAGAGUAUUACCCAGGAAUUAGCGGAUGAAACUAAACAUUACUUUACACAAAAUACCACAGAAGAAGUUAGUAUAGCAACCACAUGGGUAGCUUAUAAAGCUGUAAUACGUGGUCACCUUAUCAAACUAGCAUCCCAAAAGAAAAAGUCUAGACAACAGAAAAUACUACAGCUGACAAAUAAAAUAAGGCAACUAGAGAAGGAACAUAGCCAUAGUGGCGAUGGUACAAUAGAACAAGCCCUCAUACAAUGCAGAGGUGAACUCAAUGUGAUUUUGUAUGAACAAGCUGAUCAGGCCAUAAGAUAUACAAAUAAUAAAUUCUAUGAUAAGGCUAAUAAAGCUGAUACGCUGCUGGCACGUAAACUUAAUCCCAGAGCUCAUGCCCAAACCCUACAUCCACUCAAAGAACACAAUGGGUCGCUGACGUAUGACUCGAAGCAUAUAGUGCAACUAUUCCAAAAUUAUUACUCAGAAUUAUAUUCAGGGCAUACCACUGAUCAAGCCACUAAUACUCUACCCGAAUCACCUCCUUCCUAGAUAAAUUAGAUAUCCCACAACUUCACGCAAAUGAGAAAGAUGUGUUAAACAGCCCGAUCACUAUUGAGGAAACAGAGGAGGCAAUAAAGUCUUUAAAUGCAGGUAAAGCUCCGGGGCCUGACGGCUUCUCCGCGCAAUUCUAUAAAAAACUAGCCAAAAAUAUAUCCCAACACCUAACGAACUUUUACAAUGCUGUCCUAGAUGGUAAAGCUUCAUUCCCUGCUGAAAUGCUCCAAGCCAAUAUAGUUGUGAUCCCUAAGCCGGACAGAGACCUGACAAAUGUAGGUAAUUACAGGCCAAUUUCACUGAUAAAUACAGACGUUAAAUUACUGGCCAAGAUUUUGGCCAACAGACUGAAUACAGUAAUAGGUAGACUAAUACAUCCUGAUCAAACUGGUUUCAUACCGGGUAGGCAGUCCACGGACAACGUCAGGAGAAUAUUGGACAUCCUGGCCUUCACUAAAGCGAAGAAGGUGCCGUCGGUCACUCUGUCAUAAGACGCUGAAAAAGCUUUUGACAGGGUCGACUGGCGGUACCUUCAAUGUGUACUUAUAAAAUUUGGCCUCCCACUUAAAUUUCUCAAUGCGGUAACGAACCUGUAUUCCAAACCUUCGGCCAAGGUGUGUAACCUAGGUAUUUCCUCAGACGAUUUUCCCAUACUCAACGGCACCCGCCAAGGAUGCCCGCUUUCGCCACUACUCUUUAACCUUUGCAUAGAGCCUUUAGCUAUACUUAUCAGAUCAGACCCCUCAAUACAAGGGAUUGAUGUAGGUCGGGGAACUUACCAAGUCGCUUUAUUUGCUGAUGAUACUGUUUUCACCCUCUCACGCCCUUUCACAUCGCUCUCGAAUCUAUUCCAAUGCAUUACGACCUUUUUGCACAGUCUCAGGCUUUCGUAUAAAUCAAUCUAAGACAGUAGCUACACCACAUAACCUAUCAAACGCCUCUCUCAAGCUUCUCAAAUUGAACUUUAACUUCAAAUGGAUAGAAAAAGGUAUGAAGUAUCUGGGGGUCAAAUUGGCAGACGAUCCCAACACACUCCACCAUCUCAACUUCACGCCAAUGUAUGCCUACUUGAAAAACCUCAUGCAUAAAUGGAUGUCUUAUCCAAUAUCCCUAUUGGGUAGGGUCAAUGCUAUCAAAAUGGUAAUACUACCGAAACUAUUAUACCUGUUUAGGGGUUUGCCCAUUACAAUACCAGAGAAAGAAAUAAAAGCCUUUCAAUCUCAUAUAACAUCUUUUAUAUGGCAAAACAAGAGAGCUAGAAUCUCCACAGCUAUAUUGGCUAGGUCUAAAGGCAGGGGCGGAUGGGGACUGCCGGACAUUAAAAGAUACUAUCUGGCAGCCAGAUUAGCGCAGUUGGUCCAAUGGAACUCUGCUAUAGAGACUCAUAGAUGGGUUGAAAUUGAGCAUUAUCUUACUUAUCCUAUCGGGGUCCAAGGGCUACCUUGACCAUCACACUCAGACUACUUAUCUCCUUACAUAUAUCAUACGUUAUUAUUUUGGGAUUCUUGCCGUUUAAGAUACAAUCUUCAAAGCUCACCAGGCUUGAUUGUCCCAAUUCAUAAUAAUCCAGAUUUUGCCCCGGGCCUGGUGACCCUAGGCUACAAACGCUGGGCUACUAAAGGGCUAUGGUCCUUACAUCAAUUUAUUCAAUGGGACAAACUACUUCCAUGGAGCACCUUUAAGGAUAAAUUUAGUAUGACAGCAGGACCAGUUCCAAUAUUUGCAAAUAUCUCAUUUCAUCUCUACUCGAUUUCCUAUAGCGCCUAUAGCUAAACUGACUAGGUUUGAAUGUUUAUAUUGUAACUUGUCUUUUCGUAAAGCUUUAAUUUCAGAACUUUAUAGACUGAUAUGGCAUGAUAGGCCACCAGCGAAAACUAAACACCAAAUACGGUGGGAGACGCACAUAGGCGAAAGCCUAUCAGAAGAGCAAUGGACAGACAUAUUCAUCGACAUGGCGAAGAUUUCUCUGAAUGUUCUCAUAAAGGAAAAACCAUACAAAAUAUUGUAUGAUUGGUACGUGUCACCCACUUUGCUCCACAAAUGGGACUCUACUAAACCCAAGACGUGUUUUAGAGGUUGUGGUCAGGAAGCUGAUAACUGGCACAAUUGGUGGACUUGCCCAAUAGUUCAACAAAUAUGGACUGAUACGUUCAACAUAAUUUCCUCGAUUCUCCAAACUCAUGUUGCUCCAGACCCAUGGGCGGCGCUAUUUGGCAGACGCUUUCAGCUCUCCAGAAAUCGCAAUAAAUUAGCUACACAAAUCUGCUCCGCCACAAGAUGUGUUUUAGCUUCAAUGUGGAAGGGCUCUGGCCCUCAUCGAUCAGCGCUGGAAAGGAAAAUAUGGUGGAUUGCAGCUAAAGAAAAAAUUACAUACCUGCUGAAAGAUAAGCUGGACAAAUAUGAUCUAAUAUGGAAUCCCUGGAUUACUAAAGAUGACCCCAUCUAGUCUGUUUAUACCCCACUGAAUGUGAUAUAACUCUAUACUCAUGUAGGAAACUUGACUUGAUGACACAGUGACAACAGAAAAUGUAUGCAAAAUGUAUGUUUUUUUUUUUUUAUUCUAUUUUCUUUUCCUUACUUUUAUAUUAUUUUAUUGUAUGUUGUGAUACAGAUUUGCAAAUUACAACUAUUCAUUGGCAUUUUGUAUAAGAUGUUAAACCUGAAUAAACACAAAGUUGAAAAAAAAACAAAACAAGUAAUAAAGCAGAUAACUUGGCAGGUCUUACUGUUAUUUUGUGAUUAAUAUAAUUGUUGCUUUGACAAGGUAUAACAGUAUAUGAGAGUUCUUGCUAUGCAUUGUUUGUUUUGUUUAUUACUUACUACAGUUUAGGUUUUGGGUCUAAACUAGGGCCAGGUCAAGCCAACCGGCUACCCUAGGCAAACCAGCUGGCCACCACACUCCCCCCCCAUUAGUGUUGCCACCAGGCUGGUAAAACACCUGCCAAGGUCGGGCCAGUAUUACAAAUUUACCGGCAAUGUAGCUGCUGGUAGGUAAAUUUGUAAUACCCUUAAAAAGACCCCUCGGCCUGACCCCAAUCUCCUGUAAAAACGUAGCUUUUGUGACUUUGUCCCCGUCUUGAAAUGUCGGCGCUGUGGCCAUGCCCCUUUUACGGCAUGGCACCGCCCCUUUUGACAUCAUGCCUGCCCCUUUUUGUUCCUGCCCCCCACCAGGCCGGUAAAACAUUUUGGAAAAGGUGGCAACCCUACCCCCCAUGUGCACACACAAAGAAAUGUGCUGUAACAGCAAAGAACUGACAGGGGGAAGGGAAGAAACUGAUAGAGGGAGGAGGAGAGACUGAUAGAGGGGAUGUAGGAGAGAGUGACAGAGGGGAGGGAAUAGCAACAGAGGGGAGGGAGGGGAGCGAACAUGGACUAGGGUAGGCAGAAGACCUAUUAACAGAUACCUGCCCAGGACCCCCCAUCGUUACGCCCUAGGCAGAUGCCUCUUCUACCUAACCCUAGUUCCAACCCUGUUCUAAGCAAUACCUAUUCAUGAUGACAGUAAAAAAAGUAAUUUGUGUUCCCUUUUAUUAACAGAAUCCAAGGAUCCCCACUACCCCUAGCCCUGCACCCUCACCAACUAAGACAAGCCCUCUGUCUCCCUUAGCUGCCUCAACUGAGAAGCAAAGCCAGAAGACUGCUGGAAAUCACAUCUCCUUUGUGGAUAAUUCAAAAGUAGAAGACCUUGCAGCAGAGAUUGCAUCACUCAAGUUCAUGAUGGAUAUCUUGAGAAACAAACAUUUGUAUGUUUUUAUUUAGGGUGUGGUACUGCUAAGUCAUAUUUUUAUUAGGGGAUGUGUCAAAUCCUGGAUUCAGUACUUGAUGCUCCAAAUCCUGAAUUGGUUCAGGAUUCAGCUGAAUCCAACAGAUUGACUGAACUAAAUCUGAACCCUUAAAAUCACAUGAGGGAUUGAAACAUUUUUUUCUGUACUUCUCUACCCACAAUGCAACACGUAAAACACCGACAGCCUGCAGGCACAAUGCAAAAGGAAGGAAGUCCUAUACUUGAAAGUACUGCUCAUGAAUAAGGGGGCUCUAAAAAUAGAGCUACAAUUUUCAGUUGCACCUUGCAACUCAAGUUCCAAAGUAGCCACAAUCUACAAACUGAUAAUAUAUAAGUAUAGCAUGGCCAGAGUGUAUAACAUUUUCAUACAAUGCUUAAUCCAUUUUGUACCUAGUUUAGAGUUUAGAGGAAAAAAUGGUUAUGAAUUAAGCCUGUCUGUGCUGUGCUAAUACAUCAGACAGAUUGUUGACUGCAUCUUAUGAUUUUGUUUAUGCAGAAAAGAUAUGGAAGAUAUUAGAUCAGAGAUGAAUGAAGAGAGAGCCAAGCGAAUAGCAAUCCAGAUGGAGGUUGAGCACCUGAAGAAUCUGUCUUCGGCAUAAAUCAUUGAUGGUUUCAAAAUGUUCCUGUCCCCUGAGCAUAUAUAUCUCCUGGACACUCGUCCACUAUCAAUAAGGAUCCAGAUUUGGAAGGAAAAUGUGCCCAGUGGUGAUUCAAUGUACAGAACUACCCAGUUUUAUAUUGAGAUUUUAUUUAUGUUCUGAAGAAACACAGAAGAUGAGUCUUUAACCAAAGUGGCUGCCUCUUCUGGAUUCUUCCUAAAGUUUUAAUCUUCUCAUAAGCCUCAUUAUUCCCAAUCUUUACCUGCUUGGACAUCUUCUGCACUUCAUCAUUUUUUAGAACACAUUUUUUGUGUGUCUUGAAUUAAGAUUUUCAUUUAUAUGUACUUGCUGAACAGAACAUGUUCAUGUCUGCUCUCAUAUAUAUUUUGGUUCCUAUAUCAGGACUGCAUAUGUUGCACAAUGGGCCUUCAAAACCUCAAUUGAAGGGAUAGUGAAUCAGGUUUUAGCAUAAUUGAAUUCUUCAUCAAAAUAUGCCUAUAUGCACUUUAGACCAUUUUCCUCAAUGCAACCUCUUUAUAUGUAAACUGGACAUAAGUAAUUUCUCCUUUAAGAGCGUGGCGGACUUCAAAACAUUCUUAUGGUCCCUUGGGGCUUGUCAAUCAGAGCUGCAAGGCCGGAAGUUAAAUGCUUGACUGACAGGAAAAAUCCGGCACAAUUAAAUGGUGUUGUGCUUAUACUAUACUACUACACACAGGGUCAGGGUUUACAGCCACCGUAUCACAGUGCCGCUGCUUUCUUUCAUGUUCAGGUAUGUGAUUAUACAAUAACAAAACUCUGCACCUCCACCACACUGCAAAACUCCUCUUUUGCUCUGUGCUGCUCGUUUUUUUUAAUGGUGCUUUUAACUUAUUCUGACUUAUGUGUGGCCCUUGUCUGCCUGCAUUCCCUACACAGACAGAAUGAUCAGUGCCAGGACUGCUUGCAAGAUUAACCUUUUAACCCCCAGAGCUGGAGUAGAUCGUUAGUGCAGGAAAAGUCAAUCAGGCAGUAACACAAAUAUAUAACCUAGUAAAAGGGAAUGAGUUAAAAGCACCUUCUGAAAAAAACCCCAAACCUGAGCAGUGUGGGAGAGAAGAUUUCAGAAAGAUGAAGCUUUUAUUUUUUGCAGGAGUGGGUGUGAGAUAAGAGAGGCUGAACGCAGUAGUACUCGCCCCCUACAGGAAGUAGUAUCCUUCUCCAUAUGAGGAGUGUUUUUUCUUUUUCAAAACAAUUUAUUUACUAAUUUGUGGGUUUACAUCAGUAAUUUUAUGAUUUUUAGUUUUUUAUUGCGAUUUUAGUUAUUAUUUCCAUCAAAGUAGAGAUGUAAGCACAAAGUUAGAGGUGUCACUAUCACUUUAAAUAACAGCCCAUCAACUUUCUUCCCAGAACUGAAUCUACAAGCAUGAUGUACUAAGUCCUAAGGACAUUAUUUGCUAAUGUUUAUAACCAGCAUAGAUAACCUGAGAAACUUUACAUCUUGAAUAAAUGUAUAGACCUGUAUGUACCAUCACUGCCCCUUUUGCACAGCUUAGAGCAAGGUAAAGUUAGAAUUAUAAGAAAUUGCUUAUAUUUUUUUAUAUACUUGUUAUACUUGGAACCAGUUCAGUGCCAAACCUCUUCUGGCCUUAAAAAAGACAUAUGGGAAUGUCAGUUAUUUUAGUCAGGUUGAGUUAUCUGUUAAUAUCUGUCUUUUUCUGUUAUACAAUGUUUGUUAAUAAAUUUACAUAUAUUUAUUCUUA